AUGACCCUUGAGCAUCGAGAAGAGACUGGGGCUCUCUACGCUGUCCCCCUUGCUUACCAGCUUGGAUCCCUUGGCAGAGUCCUUCUAGCUGAACUCACUGGGAAAGGCCCAGUGGUUCUGAGACGAGAGAACUUAACUGAGUUCCAUAAGGGGAGUUCCAAGAAGCUGCCCAUGUCCUCCUCUGCAGGCCAUGCCACGGGCUGUGGGUUCCAGGCUGGAAUCUUGACCAUGGAACUUUGAAGUAACUCUGCUUUCCAGAGCUCAGUGGUGGACCCCAGCACUCCAGGCCCUUUCUGCCUUUCUCACAGCCCUCUUUCAAGCUCCCAAAGGGAGGGGUGGGGAGAGGAUCCGCAUUUCCCUAGGUGGGGGUUUUCCAUCAUGAUGCUCAACUCCGACACCAUGGAGCUGGACCUGCCUCCCACCCACUCGGAGACUGAGUCGGGCUUUAGCGACUGUGGGGGCGGGCCGGGCCCGGAUGGUGCUGGCUCCGGGGAUCCGGGAGUGGGCCAGGUCCGGAGCUCGGAGCUCGGAGAGUCGGGCCGCAAAGACCUGCAGCACUUGAGUCGUGAGGAGCGCAGGCGCCGGCGCCGCGCCACGGCCAAGUACCGCACGGCACACGCUACGCGGGAGCGCAUCCGCGUGGAAGCCUUCAACCUGGCCUUCGCCGAGCUACGCAAGCUGCUGCCCACUCUGCCCCCGGACAAGAAGCUCUCCAAGAUUGAGAUCCUACGUCUGGCCAUCUGCUAUAUCUCCUAUCUGAACCAUGUGCUGGAUGUCUGAACUCAGCCUGCAUCCUGCCCUGGAUUCUUCCCCUUUCCCUGGGCCUCUCCAGAGCCCCCUGUCACCAUGCAUUACUUAGAAUGGCCGGCUUCUUUCCAUCCCAGAGGACCAGGCUCACAUCACUAGUCCUGAAGGCCACUUUGUUUUUACUGGCCCAGGAAUGUGAAGGGUGUUCUUUUGGGUUCCUUCAGAGAGUUGUUUGGGCCUAGCUGGUCAGAGUUGCUUGCCAGAGUGGUCAGAAUGGAGUCCUUGCUGGGUUUACUAAGUCUAGCCUCUACUCAGCUGCUGCCUUUUCUGCCCUAUGUCCAAGUUUUCAGAGACCCCAGGCCCCGAUUCUCACUCUUCUGGCAAUGGUGGGACUCAGCAUCAGAAACGGAAGGGGAACUGACUAGUGGCAGAGGUUGGAGGAGUGGCUUUCUAACUCCCUGACUUGUCUGUCCAUGCCUGAGGAGGCAGAGAGACGAGGGAGGUGACUCCUGGGUAGCCAGAGAUUAUAGAAAAAUUCUGCCUUUCUUUUGUCUCUCUUGAUCCUGAGGCUUAGGAUUUGCAGACCUAAGAUCUAACUUGGUAGUGAGUGCCUUGCCUUCUUGGAGCUGUCCGGCCACUCCCGGUCCCGUCCCACACCACCAUUCCAGAAUUCGCCCUUUCCCUGUGCCAUCUAGAAAAAGGAAAACCUCAGUCCUGGGAUAAGGAUGACAUCUCCAAACAGCCCAGGGCACCUUGCAGAAGGCUCAGACCCUGGGUGGGGCAGCUCUGCAGCAGCUGCUUCCAUCCCAGUGGACCCUUGAAAACAUGCAAACCCCAUUAGCUCCUCCCUCAGAUGCAAGGGGAUGUCUGCUACUGCCCUCUAUACAUGCUGUAGGGCCUUCUUACUACGUUCCCCCCCUUUCCUUUCUUAAACUGCCAUGGAAAGGAAGGUGCCCCGCCCACGCUGCUGAGCCCCACCCACCUGCCCAUUGUAGCCUUGGGACAGGAGUCUAUGGGCCUUAGACUCCCUGUAGAUGAACUC
Molecule: messenger RNA, 1789 nt
Organism: Arvicanthis niloticus (Nile rat)
Lineage: Eukaryota; Metazoa; Chordata; Mammalia; Rodentia; Muridae
Gene: Nhlh1
Product: nescient helix-loop-helix 1
Biological process (GO): regulation of transcription by RNA polymerase II
Molecular function (GO): DNA-binding transcription factor activity, RNA polymerase II-specific; protein dimerization activity; RNA polymerase II cis-regulatory region sequence-specific DNA binding
Source: RefSeq, a predicted model, not a curated record